AUCCCCAAAGACCCAGCGCAGAGGCGGGUCCGGGAACUUGCCAUGCUGAGCAAGCAGCUGCAGCAGGUUCACCCCAACGUCCUGGCCAAAGUGCUCAAGCAGGGAACCGUGUACCAGAACGAGGAGAUCGUGGUGAUCAACAAACCCUACGGCCUUCCUGUGCACGGUGGCCCUGGGAUCAAGAAUUGUAUUAGUGACGUGCUGCCAAUUUUGGCCAAGAUGUUGGAGAAUGCGAAAGCUGAACCCCUCCACCUCUGCCACCGGCUGGACAAAGAGACCACGGGUGUGAUGGUGCUGGCGCGGAGCAAGGAGGCAGCGGAGAGGAUCCGGCUUCUCUUCAAAACCCGUCAGGUGGAGAAGGUCUACUGGGCGAUUAGCCUGGGGGACCCAGACCCCGCCGAGGGCAUCGUGGAGAUCCCCAUCGUGGAGAAGGAGGUGCGGAGCCACCAGCCGCACUACAAGAUGACGCUGGCCCCCAACUAUCGCCUGUCUCCGGAGGACGGGGAGGUGGUGAAAAUCCGCAAGAACCGCAAUGCCGAAAGCGCCGUGACGCGGUACCGCCUUCUGGCUAGCGCUUCCGCCUGCUCUCUGCUGGAGCUCCAGCCCAUCACCGGGGUGAAGCACCAGCUCCGGGUUCACCUGGCCUAUGGGUUGGGGUGCCCCAUCCUGGGGGAUCACAAAUAUUCGCACUGGAGCAAGCUGGCGCCCCAGAAGCUUCCCAAAAUCACCUUGAAGAGGCUGAAGCUGGAGCAGAGCAAGGCUCGCCACCUCCCAAUCCACCUCCAUGCCCACCGCCUCUCCCUGCCCCUGGGCAAGCAGAUAGACCUCGUCUGCAAGCCGCCCCUCUUCUUCCAAAAGACUCUGAAGAAACUGGAGCUGGACAUCGCUAACGACUAA
This is a messenger RNA of Pelecanus crispus (Dalmatian pelican), 897 nucleotides long. RefSeq names its product RNA pseudouridine synthase D4 (gene RPUSD4). Gene Ontology annotation, biological process: pseudouridine synthesis. NCBI's taxonomy places the organism in Eukaryota, Metazoa, Chordata, Aves, Pelecaniformes, Pelecanidae. The record is from RefSeq and is a predicted model, not a curated record. Gene Ontology annotation, molecular function: pseudouridine synthase activity; RNA binding.